Messenger RNA from Cicer arietinum (chickpea), 1279 nucleotides. Its product is annotated as cullin-1-like. The record is from RefSeq and is a predicted model, not a curated record. Lineage: Eukaryota; Viridiplantae; Streptophyta; Magnoliopsida; Fabales; Fabaceae. Gene Ontology annotation, biological process: ubiquitin-dependent protein catabolic process. Gene Ontology annotation, molecular function: ubiquitin protein ligase binding.
GUAGAAUCAAAGAUUGGUUUCUCUUGCUUCUAAUUCUUCACCGAAAAUCUUUUCAAUGACUAUUAAGAAGUUUAUGAGUUUGAAAGAAGGAUGUGAUUAUUUAGAAAAGGGUAUCACAAAGCUUUAUGACAUUGUAGAUGGCUUUCCCGAACCUAACUUCACUCCUUACCACCACAUCAUGCUUUAUACGACCGUCUACAAUAUGUGUUACCGAAUACCUCCUUACAACUAUGUUCCUUACAACUAUGCUCAACAACUACUAAACAAGUAUAAGGAAGCAUGUGAAAAAUAUAUUAAAUCAAGGGUUCUGCCAUCUUUGCGAGAGAAGAAAGAUGAAGUUUUGUUGAGAGAAGUGCUAAGAAGAUGGUCAAUUUACAAAACUAUGGCCAAACGCCUCUCCCACUUUUUUUUUAGUCUUCAAAGAAAACUUUCUUGUUCUCUUCAACAAUUCAGCUUCAUAUCCUUUUACCAUCUGGUAUAUCAAGAGAUGAAUAAGGAAAUAAUGGAUGCUAUGUUUUCUAUGAUUGAUAGGAAACUUGCAGGAGAACAGAUUGAUCAAAAUUUUGUUUACAACACAUUUGGUUUCUACUUAGAGUUUGAUGAAUACACAAGAAAAAACAAGCCAGAGUUAUUGCAGGAAAAGAAAAUGAAUCCCAGUCCAGAAGCUUUAUCAAAGAAAAUCAAGCUGGUAAGUUCUGAUGAGGAUGUUUUUGAAGUGGAGUGCAGUGUGGCACUUAUGUCAAAAAAAAUUGAGGAGAUAAUUGAGACCAUUCCUGUUGGUGAUGAUGUUAAUACCAUUCCUAUUGCUUUGAGUACCAAAAUGUUAACUAUGUUCAUUGAAUACUGUGAGAAGCACAACAGUGUGCCCAAAUAUGUUGAUCUCAAGAACUGGGAUGCUCAAUUUGUGGAUGUCGACCGUGAAACUCUGUUUGAUCUUCAAACUUCUGCAGGGUACAUGAGAAUUGAUAGUCUGCUUAAGCUGGCAUGGGAUAAAAUAGAUAGCAUGAUAAAAGACAAGACACCAGAGGAAAUUGCUCAGUUCUAUGUCAGUUGAAUUUUGCUUGAAACUCAUGUUACAGGAAGAGAACAAGGAGCAUAGUGUCUAGAUUUUUAGCUAAAGUUGUGCCUCCAAUUUAUUCAUCUUUAGUUUUCCAUUUCAAAUUUAAUGCCUCGAAUUUAUAUUAUUUUAUUUGUUUGUGGUGUAUGGGUUUGUUAAUUGACAGUUUGGCACCAAUUUACUUUAAGUUAAAAAAAAAAUAUAGUCUUGUUAAUCCCUUUA